This is a messenger RNA of Amborella trichopoda, 1315 nucleotides long. Its product is annotated as DNA-directed RNA polymerase II subunit 4. Gene Ontology annotation, cellular component: RNA polymerase complex. The record is from RefSeq and is a predicted model, not a curated record. Gene Ontology annotation, biological process: DNA-templated transcription initiation. Lineage: Eukaryota; Viridiplantae; Streptophyta; Magnoliopsida; Amborellales; Amborellaceae. Gene Ontology annotation, molecular function: nucleotide binding.
GCUUAGGCUCUAUACAAACCGCACCCAAAAUAAAUUUUCAUUUCAUCGUAAAGACUUCGGUGCUGAAAAUGUUUUUCUACUAUUUCAAAGGUGCGCUCGCGCCCUACUUUGAUUGUUUAGGGCCUUAGCCUUGUACAAAUUACACCCUUUCUUAAUUAGCAGUUUAGCACACGGCUCGGUUCCUCUAACUUGAAAGGCUCAGCAAAACCCUAAGUCGAGACCUUCUCUUGUGCAUCAAUGGCGGAUAAAACGGGAAAGUCUUCUACUCCUAUUUCAAAUGGGGGAAAAGCUUCUUCGAAGUUCAAACCAGUUGCAGCAUCAGCAAAAGGGAAGGCAACCACAGCAAAAGAUGCAAAUGUAGGGAAAGAAAAUUGGGACAAGGCAGGAAAAGCGGGUAAGGGCGGUUCGUCACGAGAAGGAAAGAAAAGUGCACCAGUUGUGGAACUAAACAUUGAGCAAGAACUUCCAAGUGACUCAAGAUGUCUGAUGGACUGUGAGGCAGCCAUUAUGUUAGAGAGAAUUGAAGAGCAGCUGCGGACAUUAUCUAAUGAUCCAGCAAUCAAAAUUCCUCAAUCUUUCAACCUAGGUUUGAAGUAUGCAAAGAGCUGCACCUAUUAUAAGAAACCUGAGUCUGUGAAACAAGUCCGAGAACUUCUUGGAAGAUACCAGCUCUCAGAUGUUGAGUCAUGUUUGAUUGCUAAUGCUCACCCAGAAACAGUUGAAGAAGUGUACUCUUUCGUGCCAUCCUUUAAGGCAAAGAAACAUGUGAGUCGUGGAUCAAUCAGUAAAAUGUUGUUUGACCUUGCAGAGAUAGAAAGUUCCCAGCAGGGCUCCCUUCAAGAUCCCUGACUUACAGCACCGAAGCUGACCAAAGAUGGCUCAUGAUUGAGGUUGCAUUAAGAAGGUUUUUGGUAUUGAAACUGCACAUUUUGUAUAUUUCAUGUAUAGUUUUCAUAUCCUGAACAGUGAAAGGGAUGGUUUCUCCUAGUCUAAACACUACACCCAUACCAUCCCAAUGGACGGUCCAGAUCAGGUUUUGUUUUGUGUAAGACCUGGACCAUUCAGAUCUUAAGCUUUAUCAAAUAGCUGAUGCUGACGGCAAGCAUUGCCCCAACAGAUGGCUGAUCCUUUAUCCAGAGAUAUGUUGAAUUGCUUGAUGGAUUCUUAUUUUUGUUGUAUUUUACGUACAGCAUUUGUGAUAUAUGAGAACACAGGUGUUAAUGCCUUAAAUGGAUGUGAGAGACCAACAGUACAUGUGAAUGUUCAUCAUACUACAGUUAAACCACUGUCCAUUUAGGGAAAUGGAGUUGGAUGA